This is a messenger RNA of Cygnus olor (mute swan), 2191 nucleotides long. It is a transcript of the gene ANKRD61, whose product is annotated as ankyrin repeat domain 61. The transcript has 2 exons. The record is from RefSeq and is a predicted model, not a curated record. Lineage: Eukaryota; Metazoa; Chordata; Aves; Anseriformes; Anatidae. The coding region runs from base 1315 to 2148 and encodes 277 amino acids. Gene Ontology annotation, molecular function: protein binding.
AAUGAGACAGUAUAAAGUCUUACACAAACCUAUACAUAGGAUUACGAUGUAUUAAGCUGUUUCAAAAUCUGUAACAUCCAUUCAGAGGGGUAAGAUAAUGAUUAUUUAAUAACUUCUGUUAGUGAGAUAGAAAACAAUAGACUAUCAAAUGAUGUGUUAACAAGCACUGGUUGGACAGAAAGACCACACAUAAAGACCUAGGGAAAAGUAAAGAAAGCAAAACAGGAAAAACAAAGAUUUAGUGAAAAGACAAAGUACUUUUUUCUUCUCAGCAGGAAAUGGAAAUUUGCAGAACAGUAAUCUUAACAGGCAAGAGUGCACAGCAAAUUAGACCAACUAACAUAGCAGGAAGGACUGAGAUCUUUGGGCUAGGCAUAGCAUGAAACAGACGUACUUUUCUGUAUGACAAGCACAGCUGCAACAUGCUACUUUGUUCCAGGAAAGUUGCUAAGAAAGUAAGUGCUGAGAGGCUGCAAAGUAGGGAACGCUGACUAUGGAAAAACGGAAAUAGUUUUAUCUGUGUGUUUUGGCUGUAUAAGCACUAAGCAGACAUGUUAGUGCUAUGUGUCUAGGAAAAAGAAAUACUUGCCACAUGAAAGAAAAUGUAAUAUCAAAUUAAAGUUUUUACUUAGUCUCUGCAGCACAGAAUUUCUGAACUUAGGUACACUUCUAUGAAAAAUGAAAACAGUGUUGCUUAGUACAGAUUUUUUUCCUACUAAAUAAAAUGAACACUGGCAAGAAAGCAAAUGGAACAGAAGACUUUUUCCAUUCUUAAACUUUUGCUGCUUUUAUAGUGCGUUUAAAAUGUUGCACUGAAUAAUGAGGUUACUUCAAAGCUACUCUCGAACCAGACAUCCCACAACAUCGCAAACAAUGACACUGCUCAAGUGAUAGAUUCCAAAUCUUUUAUUUCCAAUUAUGGAUUUUCAUUACAAAAACUACAAGUCCCUUGUCUACAAACAAUAUGAUCAAGAGAGACAUUAGAGAGACUGGCCACUCUCUACAUUUGCUGCGUUCUCCUGGGGACAGAGGAAAUGCUGUGAAGAGCUAUAUGAAGUAAUAAUGGAAGAUGACAACACUUAAAGCUUUACUAUCUGAUCACUCUGACAGUGAAACAGUGUCUGCUUGGGGAGGACCCUAACUCAUAGAUCUGCUCUCCCUCCAGAAAUAACAAGAGGCUACACAGCACUUCAUCUCAUACUAAAUUUACCUAGUACUUAUAGAGCUGGGACAUCCACUUCAGGCAAAUUUCAGAGAGAUCAGCAAACUUGACAGCAUAUUACAGAAAAGUGUCUCUGUAUCUUGCAUACUGUAAUGUAUCAGACAGAUCCUGAAAUGAGUAAUUACAAAUACGACCAUCUGCUACAUUCAGGCCAGCAAUCUGAUGAUGCCUUUCCACCUAUACGCAUUCUUUUUGAGUAUUGUCUCAACAUAAAGGACACUGCCAAGUCUGGCUGGACACCUCUUCACAUAGCUGCAGGAUCACUAAACACUGAGGAAAUAGCAGCUUUAAUCGCAUGUGGAGCAAAUAUUAAUUCUGCUAUUCCAAUUUGUGGGAGAACUGCCCUUCACAUUGCAGUGUGUGCAGCAUCAUCUAAAGCAAGCAGAAUUUUAGGUGUCAACACAGAUUGCAUCCAUUUACUGUUAAGUAACGGAGCCAGUGUAAAUAUCGAAGAUCGUGAAGGACGAACAGCUAUUCACGAGGCCUGCUCAGGUGGCAGAAAGGAAAUAGUUGAUCUCCUGUUAGAGUAUAAGGCAGACGUGAAUACUUUAACAAGAGAUGGACAAUCUCCACUCUUCUCAUUUCUUCAGCGCAGACCAAAUUUGAAAGAUACAGCGCUGUUGAACAAGUUGCUGGGAUUCUCCUAUCCAUUGAAGUUAACAGAUAAUCACGGACAACUACCCGCCGGACUUCUGUUCCCAGAAUUCCAAGCAUUGAAAGACUUCCUUUUAACAUUAUCACAGAAAUUACUGUCCCUGCAGGAUAUCUGCAAAAUCACUGUUAGAAGAAUGUAUGGCGAAAACAACAAGCAUUGGCUCAAAAAUAGGCUUCCAGUAACUGUAUGGGAUUCUUUAUACAACUACCAGGAGUUUGGAAAAUACAGCCAUGACAACGCUAAACAGGAAAGCAAACUGAAAAACUGUUAACCCAGAAACAGCCCAUAGAAAAUUAAAAUUGAUCCAGGAUGAA